Macrosteles quadrilineatus (aster leafhopper) is the source of this 627-nucleotide messenger RNA. Its product is annotated as cation channel sperm-associated protein 2-like. NCBI's taxonomy places the organism in Eukaryota, Metazoa, Arthropoda, Insecta, Hemiptera, Cicadellidae. The record is from RefSeq and is a predicted model, not a curated record. Bases 1 to 627 code for a protein of 208 amino acids. The transcript has a single exon.
AUGGAAGAGGUGUAUACAGAAGAAAUAUUGGACGAAGAGUUGUGUAAAGAAGAAAUAUCGGACGAGGAGUGGUAUAUGGAAGAGAUGUAUACAGAAGAAAUAUUGGACGAAGAGUUGUGUAAAGAAGAAAUGUCGGACGAGGAGUGGUAUAUGGAAGAGAUGUAUACAGAAGAAAUAUUGGACGAAGAGUUGUGUAAAGAAGAAAUGACGGACGAGGAGUGGUAUAUGGAAGAGGUGUAUACAGAAGAAAUAUUGAACAAAGAGUGGUAUAUGGAAGAGGUGUAUACAGAAGAAAUAUUGGACGAAGAGUUGUGUAAAGAAGAAAUAUCGGACGAGGAGUGGUAUAUGGAAGAGAUUAGAGAUGUAACUUAUACAGAAGAAAUAUUGGACGAAGAGUUGUGUAAAGAAGAAAUGUCGGACGAGGAGUGGUAUAUGGAAGAGGUGUAUACAGAAGAAAUAUUGGACAAGGAGUGGUAUAUGGAAGAGGUGUAUUCAGAAGAAAUAUUGGACGAAGAGUUGUGUAAAGAAGAAAUAUCGGACGAGGAGUGGUAUAUGGAAGAGAUGUAUACAGAAGAAAUAUUGGACGAAGAGUUGUGUAAAGAAGAAAUGUCGGACGAGGAGUGGUAA